Molecule: messenger RNA, 465 nt
Organism: Mytilus trossulus (common blue mussel)
Lineage: Eukaryota; Metazoa; Mollusca; Bivalvia; Mytilida; Mytilidae
Source: the annotation of a RefSeq genome assembly
AUGAGAGUUAUAGUCAUAUGUGUAAUUUUGAUGGCUGUGUUUUCGAUUGUCUUAAUUGCCAAGCAACCUAUUUCUUUAGGGCUAGUGCUAUUGAGGGGGUCUAUAAUUGCAUGUGUGGAGGUUACACUGGAGGUUAGAAGAUUGUUAGGGUUCUUAUUGUUCCUAACUUACGUUAGGGGUGUAAUAGUCCUGUUCUUGUAUGUUUUAAGGAUCUACCCCAAUGAAGUGUAUCGUUUUAAUCUAGAGUUUAUGGUUCUCGUCAGAAGGUGUUGUGCCAGAGUGGUCCUUAUGGGUCUUAUGAAUUACGAGUACAGAGAAAUUAGCGGGUCUUUGUUUCUAAGUUUCAUGGCUGAAAGAAGCGGGUUAAGGUUAUAUAUCCUAAUAGCUGGUGUGUUACUGUUUGUAAUAUUAGUGGUGUCGUAUUUGUGCAUAAAAACCAUGGUGCCUUUACGAAGAGUAAAAUAA